This is a messenger RNA of Colletotrichum acutatum, 1062 nucleotides long. RefSeq lists its product as uncharacterized. NCBI's taxonomy places the organism in Eukaryota, Fungi, Ascomycota, Sordariomycetes, Glomerellales, Glomerellaceae. The coding region runs from base 1 to 1062 and encodes 353 amino acids. The record is from RefSeq and is a predicted model, not a curated record. The transcript is spliced from 2 exons.
AUGGCUGAACCCUUCCCAACCCCGACGACGACGCCGAAGCGCAAGAGGGACGAGGACGCCCCGCCGGUGUCGCCGAUAUACACAACCUCCAAAUUCUCCUUCCAGCUGCCCGCCGACCAUCCCAAGAGCAGCGACGCAGAGGACGGGAGCGCAAGCCCGCACAGCAAGGUCGUUCACAAGUUUCGUGGUCUGGCGUUGGUUGGGAAUAGUGGUGGGGGCGGGGUAGCCCAGCAACAGAACCGAGCCUCCGCUGCUGCUGCUGCUGCUGGACCCCAGGGUCUUUACGCACACGGCAGCGCCGCAUAUGACCCGACGCGCGACGAGCACAAGAACAGUAGCGGGUACGGAUAUUCUGACGACGACCCCUUUGCGAGCCGCAAGAGAGUCAAGGUUCUUGAGCUGGAGAUGACGGACGUUGAGGGCGACAACAAUGCACUGGUCGUCAUUCCGGACCCCGAGGUCAAGAGCGAUCCGGUGCCUACCCCGAAAUCGAACCUUACCGAAGAAGACGCUCCCAGUGCUACCGCUGCAAUACUGCCCGCGAGCGCACAACAACAGCGCUCGCAUCCUUCGAUCGACAAAUUACAAGAUCCAAAAGUACGAGGACGGAGACGAGCUGGUACACCACCGCUAAAGGGUCGCAAGGGGACAAGCAAGACCAACCCCACCAACGCAGCAUCUGCCAUUGCUGGACCGCAGCAACAGCAAGAAGACCAGGAGAUGAAGACGAUUGUGGACCCGGUCAGGGCCGCGCUUACCUGGAAGGAGGAAGAGAUUACGAUUUACGACCCAGAAGACAAGGACGACGAUGGCACGGGCAUCAACGGGGUUGGGUUCAUGCCUACAGCUGCGAUGGCAUAUGCGCGAACACAAAAGCGCCGCCUGCAGCUGGCCGAGUACAAGAAGAGGGAGGAGAGCGAGGCGAGGGCUAGGAGAAGUCAGCGGAGACGAGGGAGCGGUGCUGGUCUUCCUUCUAAGCCUUCUGCUGGCGGCACCAGCGGCGGCGUGCGGAAGGUGCGCUUCACCGAAUCGGAAGCCAGCACAGUUGUGACGAACGUCUAA